This is a messenger RNA of Penicillium pulvis, 759 nucleotides long. Its product is annotated as aminoacyl-tRNA hydrolase. The record is from RefSeq and is a predicted model, not a curated record. The coding region runs from base 1 to 759 and encodes 252 amino acids. The transcript has a single exon. Gene Ontology annotation, molecular function: peptidyl-tRNA hydrolase activity. Lineage: Eukaryota; Fungi; Ascomycota; Eurotiomycetes; Eurotiales; Aspergillaceae.
AUGCCAGCUGUUGCUACUGCUACUGUUGCAGCAGGACCACCCCGCCGUCUUCUCUUCAUAGCCUCAAUAGGCAACCAAGGCCCUUACCGCCGAACAAGACACAGUGCAGGCCAUGUCCUCCUAGACGACCUUCUUCCCCGACUCCGUGCGCGAUGGGCAUUCACACCUAGCGAUGCGCAAACACAACCCCCCAUCGGCGCAUACUACACAACAUGGUAUAGCCCAUCUUUCAUGAACGAGUCGGGCCCGAAACUAGUCCGGCAAAUGGUGAAGUCAUUUGGGAAACAGGAUGAGGUUCUUGGGCAGGGUCCUUCCUUGUCGCCUUGGUUAGCUGGGCUAGUACCCUCUGGAUCUGCACCUGGACAGGCACAGUAUCCCGCUACACUGGUUAUUUUGCACGACGAGCUCGAGGCACCGUUGGGUAAAGUGCGGGUAAAGCGGGGUGGACCUGAGGCUUUUAGUCUACGUGGUCAUCGGGGUUUGAUUAGUGUUUGUGAGAGUUUAAGAGGGAAAGGGUUAUAUCCUGUGAAUCAGGGUCAGGGUAAACGUGGGAAGAAUGAAUCCCCGCGGGAUCUGUCUAUCUUGCGGGUUGGUGUUGGGAUUGGGAGGCCGGAUAGUCGGGCGAAGAAUGCUGUCGCCGAUUAUGUGUUGACGGAGAUGGAUACAAAGGAAUUGGCAGCUGUGCAGAAGGCUGUUGAUCCUGUUGUGGAGAUUCUGGAGGAGGAAUUGUAUAGAGCUGAGGUAGAGAAGUCAGGAUGA